GCCGUGGGGCAAUAAAAGAACUUGUCUUUCUCUGGCCCCAGGCAGGGCUUAGAAGGCGGAGGGAGAUGUUGAAUUCAGAACAAAUUUUGGUGUCACGGUGGGUGCUGGUGUCACAGAGGGUGCUGACGUCACAAUGGUAACCGGGAAAGCCGCAGUGGGCACUAGGAUACCCCCCGGGGACUGAGAGCACAGAGCAGGGUCCUCUAUCUCCCUGGAAUGGGCGACUGGAAGACGUACAUCAGCGCCGUACUGCGGGACAAGCGUAUAGAUGACGUCGCCAUUGUGGGCCAUUCAGACAACCGUUGCGUCUGGGCCUCGAGGCCUGGAGGCUUGCUGGCUGCCAUAUCCCCGCAGGAAGUGGGCAUACUCACGGGCCAUGACCGCCGCAGCUUCUUGCAGUCUGGGAUUAGCCUGGGAGGUCGACGCUGCUGCGUCAUUCGCGACCAUCUGCUAGAAGACGGCGAUGGCGUUCUGGACGCUAGGACCAAGGGACUGGAUGGUCGCUCCAUAUGCGUGGGACUCACACCCAAGGCCCUGCUGGUGCUCAUGGGCCGACGAGGGGUGCACGGGGGCUCUCUUAACAAGACUACUCACCAUCUUAUCAAGGGCCUGCGGUUCCAGGGUAUGUAGGAUUCCAGAAGCCAGCGUGAAGUGGAGGGAAAUAAAUAUAAAUGUAAUGUAA
Gracilinanus agilis (Agile Gracile Mouse Opossum) is the source of this 682-nucleotide messenger RNA. RefSeq names its product profilin 3 (gene PFN3). The transcript has a single exon. Gene Ontology annotation, biological process: regulation of actin filament polymerization; positive regulation of actin filament bundle assembly; actin cytoskeleton organization. The record is from RefSeq and is a predicted model, not a curated record. NCBI's taxonomy places the organism in Eukaryota, Metazoa, Chordata, Mammalia, Didelphimorphia, Didelphidae. Bases 217 to 630 code for a protein of 137 amino acids. Gene Ontology annotation, molecular function: actin binding. Gene Ontology annotation, cellular component: cytoplasm.